Molecule: messenger RNA, 1970 nt
Organism: Culicoides brevitarsis
Lineage: Eukaryota; Metazoa; Arthropoda; Insecta; Diptera; Ceratopogonidae
Gene: Su(var)3-9
Product: histone-lysine N-methyltransferase SUV39H1-A
Exons: 3
Coding region: 1-1872 (623 amino acids)
Cellular component (GO): nucleus
Molecular function (GO): zinc ion binding; histone H3K9 methyltransferase activity; protein binding
Source: RefSeq, a predicted model, not a curated record
AUGUGUGAACCCGCCGAAACCUCCGCUAUGUUAUUUUGGCCAAUUUUCAGGAUAAAAUCCCCAAAAACUUUUAAAAAAGGGUUUGAAAUGUCGUCUGGUAACGACCUUGCAUGCAUCGACUCACAUUGUGAGGAGAAACCCAAAACAACGGAAGAUGUAAAAGUGAAAAAUGACUUGAACAUGAAUUUAGUGAAGAAUUGUCGCGUUUCAUUAGAGUGCCUUUCGGUCGAUCGUGUCACCGAAAUUAAAGCUAAUGUAUCGGAAUUUAUCGAAAAAUUGAAUGAAAACUACCCAAAUUCGCCGUAUUUACGUCAACCUCGUCGCAGUAAACGACGGAGAUCGUACUCCAUCGACCUACAGCCCCCAAGUAAGCUCAUAAAAACCGAUUCUACCGAAUGGGACAAUCAUUCGACGAUAUCUGACAACAGUUCUUCAAGCAGCGGAUAUCACUCGAUCACGUCAAGUACGUCAAACAAGCGAAAAUUCACAAAACCCCCGCCAAAUAACAACAACGAGUACAAAGUUGAAGACGUUUUAGCGAUCGACAAGGUGCGCGGCGAGAUUGCGUUCCAAGUUAAGUGGCUCGGAUACCCAAAAUCGCAGAAUACGUGGGAGCCCCUAUCGAAUGUGCGAGAUACCGAGAAGUUUUAUGACUUUUUAAAACGUGAAACGGCGAUUUAUGAAGGUGCGAUUCACGAAGUUGUGUCAGAAAUUAAAUCUAAACUCGAUUUGGUGAGUCCCAAAAAUGAAAAAGAGAUGAAAAAAUUGUUAAAAGACAUCGAAGCCUUGGAUGAAGUCGAGCUUCAGACAAAUUUAUUGAUCCUGGGCAUGGUUAAGUUGUACGAAAAAGCAAAUUAUCCCUUUAGGAUACUAAAAAGAACGGAAAAGGAUCUCGUAAUAAAACAUUUUAAGGAUAUGCGAACGGAACAACUCACGAAAAUCGCAGAAUGGUCAAAGAUGGUCAACGAAUGUGAGCCCAGUAGCAGGAUUAAAGUCGUAAAUGAGGUAGAUUUUGAUACGCCGCCCGAUGAUUUUGUCUAUAUCAAUAAAAAUAUUGGCGGAGAAAAUGUUUCUAUACCGGAAACGCCGGGAAUUUCGUGUAAUUGCGUCGAUGGAUGCAGUUGGAACAAAGAAUGUUGCGGAAAAUUGAUGGGAUCAAAGUUUGCAUAUCGCACAAAUGGCACGUUACGUAUCCCCGUGGGUGUUCCGAUCUACGAAUGUAACAGUAAAUGUGCCUGUAGCGCUGAUUGUCACAAUCGGGUGAUCCAACGAGGACGACAACACAAGUUAAUUAUCUUCAAGACGCCUGACGGGCGUGGAUGGGGCGUCAAAACGGAAAAAUACAUCCCCGAGGGGCAUUUUGUGUGCGAAUACACGGGCGAAGUUAUCACAUUUGACGAAACGGAGCGACGAGGAAAGGAAUAUGACUUUGCCGGCAUGACAUAUCUCUUCGAUUUGGAUUUUCACAAUCAAGAUAACAAUUUUACGAUAGACGCCCUGAAGUAUGGAAACGUUGCGCGUUUCAUAAAUCACUCGUGUAACCCGAAUUUGGGUAUUUGGGCAAUGUGGAGUGAUUGUCAAGACACCAAUUUUCAGAGGAUAGUAUUUUUUUCGCUCAGACCGAUCGCAAGCGGUGAGGAACUGACGAUCGAUUAUCUCAACGGGAGGAUAAUUGAGGAAAAUGAAGAUGACGUGGCGUCGAGUACGGAUGAAAAUGAGGCGCCAAAUGGCGAAGCAGCGAAACUCGAACGAGUGCCCAGUGAUGCCUCCAGCACGGAGACAAUCAAAAAAUUCAGACCAAAUUCUAAUGUUAACAAAGAAACGUGUAUCUGCAAAUGCGGCGCGAAACAGUGUCGUAAAUAUAUUUUUUAAUUACAAGUUACUUUUGACAUAGGUUAAGGUGUUAAGGAUGAUUUGUGAAUAUAUUUAGUGCUAUUUUUAAAGAAAAUUUAUUUGAAAGUUGACGAAAU